UCGAAUUAGUCUCUCUAUAAUUGGUUAAUUGAUUGAAAUUUGUUAAAAAUUUUUUUUGGAAAUCUUUCUCUCAGAUGAUGUUUGUACGUAAUAUCUAGUUAUUAAUUUUUUCUCUGAACUAAAAUAUUAAUCUAAAAUGGCUUUCAGACAAGAUUCUUGGGAUGAAGGGGAGUUUGAAAGACGAGAGAGACUCAUUGAUGGCCUAAAUAAUAAGAAUACUCAAAUCAAUGACGCCUUCAGUGGCAGAGAAGAGGGUGGAAACAGGCAAGCUCUUCUGGGUGCUGAAAUGGUGACUGCUUCCACGAAUGUUUGGGGAAUGGAAGAGGACGAGAGAACCAGGGAUUUGAGUUUCAAUGAAAUAAAAGAGCAACAGCUAAUGGCUUUUCAAGGUAUGUCACAUUACAAGAAGAAAGUUACCGAAUUCACAGCAGAUUCUCAUGAAAACAAAAUAAUGAAAUAUUUUAAAUCAGGGGCCUGUCCAGA
Molecule: messenger RNA, 483 nt
Organism: Parasteatoda tepidariorum (common house spider)
Lineage: Eukaryota; Metazoa; Arthropoda; Arachnida; Araneae; Theridiidae
Product: syntaxin-8
Source: RefSeq, a predicted model, not a curated record